AUGUCAACAAAUGCCAUGGAGACCCCAUCGCUGGAAGAGAAGCAAGACAACCGUCCGAGGCCCGACGAUCUCAUCAACUUCUUGCCGUGGGCCUGUGGCCAGUAUCAGAUGGGGAAACCUAUCAUCUUCACCAAAAUAGUGCAAAACGAAUAUAUCAGUCUAGCAACAGACAGAAAUAAAAAUAAGAGUCGUAUUAAUCAAAAUAUAUCCAAAUACGAUAUCGGAUCAACAGAUGGAAAAGAUAAAUCUUCAGCCGGUAUAUCACAAUACUCGAAUCGUCAAAAUGCUGUCUGGAUCACAGCUUACACUGACGUCAUUGGGAACAUAGUUGAAUUGAAAUUCAACAAAAACAGUCACAUACCUAGUUUAUUAUUCUUAACUAUGGCACUUGUUAUCAAAUAUCAAAUCUACCUCACGAAGAUUACGAUAAACCGUGGAUUGGACCAAUAUACGAUUUAUGAAAUGAACAAAUGUGUCAAAAUCAGUCAUAUAUCUGAAGUUAAUUUAGAUGAUACAUUUUUUCUUCAAGCAAAUUAUGAUAUUCUAUUAGACGGUCCGAAUAAUAUACGCUAUCUAUCACUGGCUCGAUGUAGAAUAAACGAUAAAGUUUUGAAAAACAUUUCCGAAAAGCUGGCUUAUCCUUUGCCUGCUUCCAAAGUACUGUCAGUGCUCAUCCUGAGUUCUAAUAGAAUCACUGAUAACGGUGUAGCGUAUUUAGCAGAAUCUUUAAGAUCCAAUCGACAAUUAAGCUACAUUAAUUUAGCAGAUAAUACACUUACAGAUGAUGGAGCAUGUCUCAUACUGGAUUCCCUACAAUCAUUCGUUUUAACACAAGAAGAAAUAUUAGCUGAAAAAAGAAGACACUUGCAAUUUUUCAAAGAUAAGAAUGACAUGAUAGUUGAGAUGGUAAAGGAAUUGAGAACAGGCGAAUUUGAUAAAAAAGUUACCAAAAAAAAGAGUGUACGACCAGUUCCAGUUCAAGCUACGAAGAAAGGGAAAUUGGAGAAGGAGAGUUCGAUUAAAUCUUUGGAUGCAAAGAGUAGUCCAAAUUUUGACUUUAUGUUUUACGAUAAAGCUGUUUAUAUGGUGGAAGAAAAGCUUGGAGAUUACAAUGAUCCAUUCAGCCUAUUUAAUACAAAAUUAGAGGACGGACAACAUACUGAAGCCGACGUGUACGGUGUACGAUAA
Messenger RNA from Bicyclus anynana (squinting bush brown), 1188 nucleotides. RefSeq lists its product as uncharacterized. The record is from RefSeq and is a predicted model, not a curated record. Gene Ontology annotation, molecular function: protein binding. Lineage: Eukaryota; Metazoa; Arthropoda; Insecta; Lepidoptera; Nymphalidae. The transcript has 3 exons. Bases 1 to 1188 code for a protein of 395 amino acids.